Molecule: messenger RNA, 1062 nt
Organism: Quercus robur (English oak)
Lineage: Eukaryota; Viridiplantae; Streptophyta; Magnoliopsida; Fagales; Fagaceae
Exons: 3
Coding region: 20-826 (268 amino acids)
Biological process (GO): mitotic G2 DNA damage checkpoint signaling
Cellular component (GO): nucleus
Molecular function (GO): chromatin binding
Source: RefSeq, a predicted model, not a curated record
CAGAGAGAGAGAGAGAGAAAUGUCGUCGUCGACGACUAUGUUCAUCGCGGUUCAAUGCUGCCAAUGCUCCACAAUGCAGGUGAAGCAGCAGCAACAGAAGAAGAAGAAGAAAAUCAGCAAGUGGAGGUGCGUGGUGUGCAACCAAAUGCAGUCUGUUUGCAAAGUGUUCGCUCAGGGAUUCGUCGCCAAGGACCUCCGCGGCUUCGUCCAGUCCUUCAACAUGUCCCGCGCCUUUACCCAACCAUCCCCACUUCCACAAUUCCAAGAAGAAGAAGAAGAAGAAGAAGAUAUUGUCCACGACGAUCGCGUUCAUAAUAACAAGAGACGAAGCAGCGAUUGGAGUCAAUUCCUUGAUCCUGUGGAAGUAGAAGAGCAGCAGGUUGAGGAAGAAAGUGAUUUUGAGCCUAAGAUUGUGACGGAGUUGCCAGAGGAUUUGUUCAAGAAACAAAAACUCAAUGCCAAUGCAGACCUUCUCUACAAUCCGGUUUUCUCCAACAGAAAUUCCACCGCCAAAAAUGUCAUCUCCCCAAACAAGGACCCAAGGAGGUAUCAGCCUUUCACCAAGGGCUCUUCACAAAGGAAUGACCGCAUGAAACAAGAUGAUGAAGGCCAGGAGCCAAGAAGGAAACCUCAGCUUCCAUUUCCAACUACCAAAGCCAAAGGGGUUUCCAAAUGGAACGACUACAUUGCGCAAGAUGAUAAUGAGUACUUGCAACUUGGAAGUGGCAGGAAUUUUGAACACCAGCUGCAUUACCAUACCUUGGAGUUCGAGACCAUAAACAAUGAUCAAAGGGUUGAAGAUGAUGUCCACCCUGAUUUCUUGUGAAGCUUGCUCCACAUUGUGCUGUGCAUCCUCCCUUCUCUCAUACGGAUGUGAAUUGCAUCCAUUUAAACACGCUAUGUUUGGAAGUUUAGAUGAAAAGAAGAGGAAAUACUUCUCUUUUUUGUUUAGAUGUUUUGAAAAUUGAAAGAGAAGAGAGGAAUAGAUACCUUAGCCUUUGAUAUACUUCAACAUUUUGUAAUGUGUAAAAAAAGGGGGAUGUAUAACAUUCUUUCCAAAAA